Messenger RNA from Adineta ricciae, 438 nucleotides. Lineage: Eukaryota; Metazoa; Rotifera; Eurotatoria; Adinetida; Adinetidae. The record is from the annotation of a GenBank genome assembly.
AUGGCACAUGAGACAGCAGGACGAGCAAAUGAUUCUGAUGUAUAUGACACUCCAUUACAGUCGAUUAUUGCAACUCCGCUAACUGAUUCACUUGUCAAUGAAAUCUUUCAGCAGCAAAAUAACGAUGGAUCAUUUCCAGCAACAAACAGAUUAGGUGAUUUAUUCAAUGUUGAUUUCGAAAACAUAAAACGUGAUUUGAUUAGCAAAGGCUUGAAUCCAUCAAUUUCCGACGAAAUUCUUCGUCUCAUCUCAACUGCUUCCAUUCUAUUCUACUUUCUAUAUCACAGCCAGAAAACAAACUUUCCUGUGGAUAUCAACGCUAUUAAACAAUUCGUAUCAAAUGCUCGUGCAGAAUUAGAAAGUUUCUGUUGCAAAGAUGAUCCCAUCGUGCAAACUUAUAUUGACAAGGGUGAAUCAGCAUCAAAUCAAUCUUUCUGA